Messenger RNA from Pollicipes pollicipes, 3347 nucleotides. Its product is annotated as protein pangolin, isoforms A/H/I/S. Gene Ontology annotation, molecular function: DNA-binding transcription factor activity, RNA polymerase II-specific; RNA polymerase II cis-regulatory region sequence-specific DNA binding. The record is from RefSeq and is a predicted model, not a curated record. Lineage: Eukaryota; Metazoa; Arthropoda; Thecostraca; Pollicipedomorpha; Pollicipedidae. The transcript has 10 exons. Bases 499 to 1359 code for a protein of 286 amino acids. Gene Ontology annotation, biological process: canonical Wnt signaling pathway; regulation of transcription by RNA polymerase II. Gene Ontology annotation, cellular component: beta-catenin-TCF complex; chromatin.
AGGCGGGGAAGAUGCCGCUGCCGUCGCCGGGUUUGCCGCCGUUCUUCUACGGCGGCGACUCGCUGUCGCAGCCCCCGCCGGCCCAUAUGGGCAUUCCGCCGUACCAGCUGGACCCCAAACCAGGGAUGCCCCGGCCGUCCGUGUACCCGUUCACUCCGGUGUCGUCACACUGCCCGUACCCGCCACUCGGCGGGCCAGACCUACCACCGUGGCACGCACCCGCCCUCUACCCGUCAACGUCUGGGGCGUUCAGGUCACCCUACUCCACUCUACCCGCCAGUCUACACAGGUUUUCACCUGGUUUGCUGCCGCCCUGGCCUCCCUCCCCAUCUGCUGCACCCCGACUACCUGAAACACAACGGAGACCACAGGCACAGCGCCGAUGUGAAGCCUGUGAUAUCGGCCCCGCCCCCCGUCUCAGGCUCCAAGUCCUCUCAGCAGCACUGCCAGGAGCCCGAAAAGAAGAAGUGUCACAUCAAGAAGCCGCUGAACGCGUUCAUGCUGUACAUGAAGGAGAUGCGGGCCAAAGUGGUCGCGGAGUGCACGCUCAAGGAGUCGGCUGCCAUCAACCAGAUCCUCGGCCGACGGUGGAGUGCGUUAUCUAAAGAGGACCAGGCUGUGUUCUAUGAAAAGGCUCGCAUCGAAAAAGAGAAGUGGCACGCGCUGAACCGCGAGGAGCAGUCCAAGUACUACGAGAUGGCGCGGAAGGAGCGCCAGCUGCACAUGCAGAUGUACCCCGGUUGGUCGGCCCGGGACAACUACGCCCAGGCCAAGAAGAAGAAGCGGAAACGGGACAAGGUGGACGGAGGUGAGUUAGAAGCGCAAAUGAAGAAAUGCCGCGCGCGCUACGGCCUGGAGCAGCAGGACCAGUGGUGCAAGCCAUGCAGACGGAAAAAGAAGUGCAUCCGCUACAUGGAAGACGGCGAGGGCGGCGGAGACGGCGAGGACUGCGACGACGACUGCGACGAGGACGGUAUGGACUCGUCGGGCAACGGCGACGAGGCGCAGACGCCCAACUCCAACUCGACCGACGACCAGACGGCCACCAACUCGCCGUCGGUGUCGAUGCCGAGCCUGGCCAGCCCGGCCAACUCGUUCGCGUCGCUGCUGUCGCCGAGCUCGAUGGCGCCGUCGCCGAUGACGCCGGCCGGCGGCCCGGCCAGCGGCGGCGACCCGCUGGCGGCGCCCGUGUUCCAGCAGCCGCGCACGCCGGUCGGCGCCAACCCGCGCGACGCCAACAACCCGCUGAGCGUAGGGCAGCUGACCAACAGCUCGCCGCGGCCGUGCCCGGCGCGGACCAGUCAGUGCGUUUCGCCGCGGCCGCCGCCGCCGCCCGCCUCCUGCGUCAGCGUGACGUGACGGUCGCGGCCGGCGACGCGACGCCGCGUGGCGUCAGUGUGCCAUAGGGGGAACGAGAGUGCCGAAUUCAGGUGCAAUCGGCGAUUGCCGCACCUGCUUCCCAACCAUGCUUACAGAAUGUGAUAUUGCUUCUGCUCACGCGUCGGGCGGCCGCCGCCUGUGUUGGGCUCAGUUGGUCGUUGUUUUGCUCAGCCGCGCGGCGCGCACGCGAACUGGGCAUUGGGAGGGCGCCGAUAGGUGGCGGGCGCGCCGCUGUUGUUUGGAGGUGUUAUAUUUUGGUAUUGCGCGCUUUCAGUCGCACGUGCACCGCGUUCGGUGCGCUGGCGGCCGGCCUGGCGUUUGUUUCGUUGACGGGACGCCGCGCGAACGGCGGCCACGUCGAAAGAUCCCAGUUCUUUAGUUGCGUAACUCCCUAAAACGCGCCCGAAACUUACCUCAUUUCAGCUUAACAUUCAUUCCAUAUUGACAUGUAAAUAGAGGAUUUUUAUGGGUGAUCAUAGUGUACAUUGUGCGUGCGUAUGUGUGUAUUCGCUGACUCUCACCAGUGCUGGGUUUCUGUUCGUGAUGUUCGCUUGAUAAGAAGUCCUCGUGUCAUAGCUGCGUAACUAAUGCUUCUCUUGGCGGCCAACGGAUGGCGGGCGGUCCGCGUGACCAGUUCGUCCACUGGUCGAAAUGACGAUUUAUUGCGUGUUCCUGUUUUGCCAUUUCAAAUGCCGCGAUACUCAUGUACAAAAUUGUCCCUGCGCUCGCGGCUGCAACACCAGCGAACCGGCGCGAGCGAUUCUUCCGUCUUGGCGGGGUGUGCAACAUCACGCGUUUGUCGCCGAGCGACCCCGUGUCGUAAGGUGCCACGCCGGCCUGUUGAGCGGCGCUCGAACCGAUCCGACCGCGUACUCCACGUUAGCUAUGCAAGAUGGCGUCCGUCGCUGCCCCCGGUGAAACAUCUUAAAAUGGCUGCUGGACGAAGGCAGGCGCUUCGCGUGAAAUGCCUGUGUGCCGCUGUCAUUACACCGGCUUCUGGCUUCCUCUCUCGAUAGUGUUUUGGUUACGUACUCUUCUCAUGUGGUGCGAUGUCGUGCUGUUCUCUUCGGAGGCAGUAAUGGGAUUUGUUUCUGUUGCAAAAUCUGUCUCAUUUCAUGGCUUUCCGUUCCGAAAUUCGUAUGCUACUCUGUCUCGUCGAUCGCGGCAGUGGUGCUUCGAGUGGUAAAAUUUUCGGGCAUCUCGAGGGGAACCUGCGAUGCAUAUUCCAAAACGAUUAUGAUUGACGUAACGAACAUUAUUAUGUGACACCACUGCUGAUUUUUGAUCAGUCGCUCAUGUCUCCCCCGUUGUCAGAGCCUUCUUGAGGCGUAGUGUUUGGGAAGUCAGUCCAGCUCCUCAAUACAAAUGUUUGCCACGCCUUCCCCUGCAUGAACAGAGCGGGCGCUUAUUUCUGACGUAAAAUAUCCUGAAUGACGUCACGCAGCAUAUAUUGGCAACCUGUACGCACAGUCCCCGAUUCGCGUUUCCGUCGCCUUGGCCGUUGUCAGAAUGCUGUGGGCUGGCUGAAGUUCGUGGUUCUCAUGCUAUGUGCUAGGAUGUUUCCGUUCUUUUUCCCCACGCCAGUCGGCUUCAGUCGUUGUUAUCAGUCGUAACAGAAGCACUUCUUUCAUUUGUGAGCCGAUAAAAUUCGAACGCGGCAGAGACCGGCACGUGCAUCGAGCCAGCCAGGAAGCCAGGCCGGCGCGUGCAUCGAGCCUCAGAUGCCAAACUCGCUGUCUACUACUGACGUCAUCAAAUCGAUGUCUCCGUUUUUCAGACAAUCAUUACCCGAGGCAAUAGUGUUAACCACAGGCGUGCGGUCGUGUGGCUGGACGUAGAUCAGUGAAUGCCGUUCCUGUACAUGUGUGACGCCAUUAUGACGUCACUGCCGGUUUGUAACGAUCUCGCGGUGCGGACAUGUUGAUGUAUGCUUGUGACGCAGAAAUACAGUGUUGACUUGACCUGCG